AUGCAACAACCGGCAACCCCUAAUGCCGUCCGACCGAAAGAAGGAAGCAACGGCGGCGGCAAGCCGGCGGCGCCGAGGAAGAAGCCGCCGACGCCGCAGGAGCUGAUAUCCCACUACGAGACGCAGGGGAUGAGUUCGCACGAGGCUUCGAUGAAGGUAAUCGAAGACCUGCAGAACGUGCUGUUCAGGGUGGUCUCCGCCAACAGCAGCAAGGCGAAGAAGGACAAGGCCGCGGUGGACGCGUCGCGGAAGAUUGACGUGGUGAACAGCAGAGUGGCGGUGGUGGACAUGAAGCUGGAUUCCAAGCCCGGCUACCUAGGAGCUUUCGGCGUCGGAAUCGCUUCAGGCGUGGCGUUGCGAGGGGUGGAGAAGGUGUUGCCCAAUGUGUUGGAAGGGAUUGGCCAAAUUUGGAGCGCUGUUGGGAGCGUCACGAAGCCUCCCACUUCGUCUUCUUCGUCGUAA
Molecule: messenger RNA, 462 nt
Organism: Linum tenue
Lineage: Eukaryota; Viridiplantae; Streptophyta; Magnoliopsida; Malpighiales; Linaceae
Source: the annotation of a GenBank genome assembly